GACAUCUCACAAACAGCUUUUACGCCCACUGCUUAGCUACGAGCACCUGACGGCAAAGAAGAGCAUUUCUAGGGCUGUUCGCGACCUCUCUCGAUUUCCACCGCAUGCGCAUGAAAGCUGCGGCAAGCACCACCACUGUCACGAGCUAGCAGCUCCUAGCGCGAAUCCCUCCCGGGCACCGCGAGGAAAAGUUUCCGUCAAGCGAAAGAAUUGCGCUAGCAGCAGAAUCGAGUUCUGCGCGCGAAGAGUGCUUGGUGCGGUCGAGAGCUACUAUGGCCACAUCACGGUCAAUCGCAAGUGCACCGGGGCUUGACUUCGAGCCGAGCCGACCGAUGCAGGACGCCUGGCGCCACACGCCCCGCAGCCAAGGCCACGGCUCUGAUGAGAGCGAGCCCUCCGCCGCCGCCCACCAGCAGGAGCAGCAGGAGCCCGCCCCCAGCGCCUGCUGCUUUCCUCACAAGUCCUGCAUGCGCUGGUGCUAUGCCAGCCUAUCUGCUGGCUGCAGGAGCGCCCCUUGCCAGCUUUGCCAUGCCUACGACAACCACUGGCGCCCGCAGAAGCCGCCCGGCCUGCCCAAGGUGCCCAAGCUCGCGGCUCCGACCAAGCCCGCCGCCCCGACCAAGCCCGCCGCCGCUGCAAGCCCCAUCUCCACCUCCACCGUCGACCGCAGCUCGACCACGCCGCGAUGGGGCGAUGAUGAUGAGGAUGAGGCUGACGGACUCGACCUGAGCGACCUCUUUGAGCAGACGCCCUGGGUGAAGCAGGGACUGGCGGAGCUCGCGGCGGCCGAGCAGCAGCAGGCGGAAGCCGCACCGGCCGUGCCCGCGGCAGCGUCAGAGUCUGACGGCAGCAGCAGCAGCAGCAGCAGCAGCAGCAGCAGCAGCAGCAGCAUUGCUCCUCGCGCCAGCAUUAGCAGCAGCGGUGGCGCGAGCGGUAGCUGGGCGGAUGAGGUUGAGGCGCAUGAGGAGGCGGAGGAGGAGCUCGACCUCGGGUCGCUCGCAGAUUGGCUGAAGGAGGGCCUGGCGGAGCAGGCGGCGGCGGCAGCUGCCAGCGGCACCGGCGGCACCCCCAACGGCCGCCGCUGGGCGGAUGACGUUGAGGCGGAGGAGGCCGGCGAUUUCGGCGCCUACCUCGCCUCGCUGUCGCCCUGGAUGGCGGCGGAGCUGGCGGCGAUGGGGAAAGCAGAGGCCCAGGGCGAGUGCGUGCCGGCGGCGGCCGAAGCGGCGCAGGAGGUGGCCGUCGUCACUGAGCGGCUGGACGCGCCUGACUCGCCGCUCAGCUCGUGCUGCUGCGCCGUGCCGGACAGCGCCCGCACCAGCCGCAGCGCCAGCAGCUGCAGUCUGGUCUGGGUGGCGGCGGCGGCAGGCAGUGAGACGCCGCAGCAGGUGGAGUUGGUGGAGGCGGCAGUGGAGGAGCAUAGCGCUGACAAGGAGGCCUGCACCGCCGCCGGCAGCAGCAUGGGCAGCUGUGUCGUUCCGCCGAUCGCGGCGGUGCAGCAGGGUGAUGAGUGGCAGUCAGCUGUGAUGCCCUCGCGCCUGCGCCUGGCGAUGGAGCUGGCGGCGGCGGCGUGGGCUGAGCAGGAGCGGGAGCUGGAGGAGUUUGCCGCGUUGGAGCGCGCGUGCGGCUGCUUCCCGCCACCGGCAGCGGUGGCGGCCUGGUAGCGGCAAGGGCCGCUCCGUUUCGUUUGGCUUCCGUGUUACGCCGUCAGCUGCAUGAGCCCUGCAGCCAGCGGCUUGCUGCCCUCGCCAUUUGAAGAUGCAGCAGUAGCAGUAGCAGCAGCAGGAGCAGCAGCAGCCGCAGCCGCCGCAGCUGUGGUGCCGGCGGCCGUUCGCAAGAGGGGCUCGUCACACGUACGUGUGUGGAUGGCACAGUAUCGAAGUGAGCCAGCAGGGCAUGCUGAGCGUGUGUUAUAUGCGAAAGAAGCAGCACUGGGUAUUAUGGUAUGUGAGGCACACCCGCAGCGUAUGCGUGCAAGUAUAGACAGCUAGGCUAAUCGCCGCUACUAGCUACUGAUCGGGCCCAUUCACUAUCAAGUGAACCAGCAGGGCUGUGCCGCCGCACAUUUCUCAUUGUCAGCACGACAGCAGGGCGUGCUACGGUAGUCGGCGUUUACCGCAGGAGACAGGACUGAUUCGCGCGAGUGUUGCCGUGCUGUACUGAUAAUACACCGUAUGUGAGCGAGCGGGAGUGUCAAAGGCCGCACUUGAUGCUGGAUUGCUUGCGCAAGCAAGCACUCAGUGCGAUAUUGCCAUGCGCAUUGGGUGAUGUAGGGAUGUCUAUUUCUCUACUGAGACUCGCCAAAUAAACCCUGCUGAUGUUUCUUAAUAAGAUGUAUGUGUGACUGUAUGGGACCGGGGAACCGGCAGCCCCCCUUGGCCAUACUACGGACUGCUGGUGUUUUGCUAUCGUGCGUGCGUUCAUUUGCUGAGCGAGAGGGUGGCAGGUGGCGAGGGGCGCUGUGCCAAUGGACGCAGGGCUGCCUGGGGCUACAGGUGAGUCAUGGGACGUAGGAGAUGGAGUGGAGGCGACGUCGGAAACGACCUGACGCACGGGAGUGACAGAAGGAGUGCGGAGAGGGAGCCCGCAGAUUAAUGUCUGUGCGCGUACCGCGGUGAGACACAAAGAAGUAUCGAGGUUACCGUAUCUUGGCUCGCUGCAGGAGCGGGCACUAUUCUUACUGUUUACAAGACUCGAGUGGGCUGUCAGUGACACGACGUGUACGUUCUGUGGGUGCAAGUUCCUCCGACCCUUCCGGCAUUCCAGAUGCCAGGAAGCGGCAGCAGUGUGCUUGACUUGAGACUGGCAUUGAUUCUUACAUACUAGACCCCUUGGCUCUUUAGUAAAUGCGCGAGGACCCUUGAGAAGGCCGGAUCCUAUAUCCACAGGUCCAUUGAUUCUUUCCAUCCAUGCAUGGGUGCAGUAGACCUACUAGCUUUCAUUUCUCUAGACCUACUUGUUGCCUUAUCAUCAUCCGACAUUCGAUAGGCGGGUGUGCACUUCUAAUGCUGAGGUGGGUGUGACUUGAUUUGUGGUUUGCGGUUCGUUGGGGCUAGAGAAGCGUGCGACCGUGCGCGGAGAUGCUUGCUGUGCAAGGACGGGCGGCUGUCACUUGCGUGUGUGGCGUGUGGAUUUCGCGCACACGCUCUGUGGACAUUGGAGUUCGAGUACGGUAUGUGACGAACGAAGAGCACGUGUGGGCGGCUGGAUGCAUGGUUUGUCAACAUCGGGAACUGAUGGGCACCGUCCCUGCCGAAGCUAGCAGACUGCACGGAAAUCAUGGCAGGGCAACAACCGCGCUUGGGCGGGCUGUAACUGUAAGGCAGUUCCACU
Molecule: messenger RNA, 3330 nt
Organism: Chlamydomonas reinhardtii
Lineage: Eukaryota; Viridiplantae; Chlorophyta; Chlorophyceae; Chlamydomonadales; Chlamydomonadaceae
Exons: 2
Coding region: 273-1661 (462 amino acids)
Source: RefSeq, a predicted model, not a curated record